AACAACUGAAACAACAACAACAACAACUGAGACGACGACGUCAUGCAGGCAAUCAAAUGUGUUGUUGUUGGCGACGGCGCCGUGGGUAAAACUUGCCUGCUGAUCAGCUAUACAACCAAUGCCUUCCCGGGGGAAUAUAUUCCCACCGUCUUUGACAACUAUUCGGCCAAUGUGAUGGUCGAUGCCAAGCCCAUCAACUUGGGACUCUGGGAUACAGCUGGACAGGAGGAUUAUGAUCGACUGCGUCCAUUGUCUUAUCCACAAACCGAUGUCUUCCUCAUUUGCUUCUCUCUGGUUAAUCCCGCCUCAUUUGAGAACGUACGCGCCAAAUGGUUUCCCGAGGUGCGUCAUCAUUGCAACAAUGUUCCCAUCAUUCUGGUCGGUACAAAGCUAGACUUGCGCGACGACAAGCAGGCGAUUGAAAAGCUUAAGGAUAAGAAGCUAACGCCCAUUACCUAUCCACAAGGAUUGGCCAUGGCCAAGGAAAUUGCAGCGGUCAAGUAUCUGGAAUGCUCUGCCCUCACCCAAAAGGGCCUGAAGACGGUCUUCGAUGAGGCCAUACGAUCGGUGCUUUGUCCGCCAAUGCGCAAACCCAAACCCAAAUGCAGUUUGCUCUAGGGCGGAGGAGAGAGAGAGAGAGGAAAUGGUUCAAAGAGAGAACAAAAAGCCCACAGAAAGUUUGCAAAAAAUCAUUCGCUUUAGUUACAGUUACAGUUGUGCAGUGUAAAAGAGA
Molecule: messenger RNA, 733 nt
Organism: Drosophila innubila
Lineage: Eukaryota; Metazoa; Arthropoda; Insecta; Diptera; Drosophilidae
Gene: Rac2
Product: ras-related protein Rac2
Exons: 2
Coding region: 43-618 (191 amino acids)
Biological process (GO): regulation of actin cytoskeleton organization; cortical cytoskeleton organization; motor neuron axon guidance
Cellular component (GO): cell projection; cytoplasmic vesicle; plasma membrane
Molecular function (GO): protein kinase binding; GTPase activity; GTP binding
Source: RefSeq, a predicted model, not a curated record